CACAGGAAAAAGUUUCAGGGAGAGACCGAAGGAGUGAGGGGGCCGGCCAUAGUAUUAGGCACUUGCACAUUUUGAUCUGAUCAUGUCUUCCGAACUUUCCAACAAAAAGAAGAGAAGACGCACCGUGAGUUCAGACACAAAGCCAAGCAAGGGCAAGGGCAACGACGACGACGAUGACAUCGGCAAGCCCGUCUUCUCGAAUGGCAACGAUGACGUACUGUCUCAUUUGAGGAACACUGCCAAAAAGAAGAAGAAGAAACACGAGAAUCGUCGGUCUUCUUUCUUGUCGUCGACAGCGGCGGCGACGGCGGCUUCGUCCUCCUCGAAGACUUCCGCGGUUGCCCUGUCGUUGCAAGAAGAACGGGUUCGUCUAUCAAAGAUCCGGAAAGAACUCCCUGUCUACGCAUUCAAGCAAGAAAUUCUUCGGAAAAUGACGGAACACGACGUACUGUUAGUAAUGGCCGAAACUGGGAGUGGAAAGUCGACGCAGAUUCCGGCCUAUCUCGAAGAAGGGGGGCUGCUUUCUGCCAACCGGAGCGAGAAGAAAAAUGCCCGGAAGGAGACUCCCGGCAAACGGGGAAAAUACAAGAACAAAGAAGGAUCCUCGUCCUUAUCUCGCUCCACUGCCGCUGCCUCCGCAUCUGCUACGGCUCCGUAUCACGCCCGAUCCAUCUGUGUGACACAACCGAGACGGGUAGCCGCCAUGACGGUGGCCAGGCGUGUUGCCCAAGAACGAGGGUGUGUCCUGGGCACCGUAGUGGGGUAUCGCGUGCGGUUCGACGACUGCAGCUCGCGCAAAACCAAGCUGCUGUACGCGACCGAUGGAAUGCUUCUGAGAGAAGCCAUGAGCGAUCCAUUGCUGAGCAGGUAUGGUGUCAUUGUGCUUGACGAAUCGCACGAACGUUCGUUGCAAACCGAUAUAUUGUUCGGGGUUGUAAAGAGGGCCAUGAGGGCCAGGGGCCAUGUAGAUACCAGCGACGAAAACAGCGACGAAAGCAACGAAGAAGAUGCCGGGUCGGAAGAGACACGAGAUGGGAAAAUGAAGCGUUUGCUCCGCGCCAAGGCCGAAGAGUGGAACCUACCGAGACUCAAGGUGGUGGUCAUGUCAGCGACCCUGCAAAUUUCCACCUUUCAAACGUUUUUCCCCGAUGCAGUGACUAUUCAAAUUCCAGGAAGAUUGUUUCCCGUUCAGACCGUUUAUACAAAGGAAUACCAGGAAGACUACAUCGAUUCGGCACUGGCAACGUCGCUACAAAUACACUACGGAAUGGAUGAUGGCGAUGGAGGCGGUGACAUUCUCGUGUUUCUGCCAGGGCAGGAAGAAAUCGAAACUCUGAACCAGCUUUUGAAACGCCAUCUCGAAGAAGAUCGAGACGGUGGAAAGGUGCAAAAACAUCUUUCGGAUAUUGUACAGGACGUCGGUGGAAUCGGAACCACGAUAUCGAGCCAAAAGGGAGCCGCCAACAUUGUCAAUGGCGUCAUGAUUUGUGUUCUCUAUGCGGCCCUCCCCCCGGAAGCCCAAAUGCUGGCAUUUGCCCCCAAACCAAAGGGCUGCUCCCGAAAGAUCAUUCUCGCUACAAACAUUGCCGAAACAUCGGUGACCCUGGACGGGAUUCGCUAUGUUGUGGACUGUGGGAAGCACAAAACGCGCGACUUUUCCGACGCGACCGGGAUGGAAUCCCUCACGGUUCAGGAUAUCAGUAGAGCCCAGGCAGCCCAGCGAACAGGUCGUGCUGGGAGAGUGAGCGCUGGCCUCUGUUUUCGCUUGUAUACCGAAGACGCAUUCGACGGCUUGGCAGAGGCGUCCGUCCCCGAAAUCUCUCGCGUGAAUUUGGCAUCGGUCCUCCUCGUGCUGAAGGGGAUGGGCGUUUCCGAUCCACUCCAGUUUGACUUUUUGACUAGACCUAGCACGACCUCGUUGCGGCGAGCAUGUGAGCUCUUGUAUGCCCUGGGGGCGUUGAGUGACAGCAUGGAACUGACGGCUCAUGGCCGAAAGAUGGCCAAGCUCCCGGUGGAUCCUAUUUAUGCUCAUUUGUUGUUGCAAAGCCCAAGCUACGGGUGCACUAGCGAAAUGCUGACGGCUGUUUCUAUGUUGAGCGCCGAGAAUGUUAUGUUUCGCCCUGGCGGAGGGGGUCCGGGAGAGGGCAAUGGAAAGGCAAGCCUGGGACAGAAGGCGGUUCAGGCUCAUCGAAGAUUUGCGAGUUACGAGGGCGAUCUCCCAACACUCAAAAAUAUAUUCGAGGCAUGGCGAAAGGAAGCAAUUUAUACUCCUUCAGGCGUAAAAAAAGGAAGAGGAAAUGAAUACGGGGGAAAGAUUCUUCACGGACAGGUAAGUAAGGUUUGAUGCUAUUCCUGCUGGUCUCAUUGCAUGUCGUUCUUACUUCGGUCUUUUCUGCUUUUUGGCCUGUUGGAAUAUGAAUAGUGGUGUGCACGCAACUUUAUAAAUGGCCGUGCGUUAGUCCGGGCCUUCAACGUAAGGCAACAGCUGAGCUCAAUCUGCGCCAAAAGCAUAGACAAAGGUGGCCUGAAUAUGGAUGUUUCUCAAUCCUGCGGAGAAGACGAGAUCCAAUUUCUGAAGUGUGCUUGUGCGGGGCUUUUUCUGCAGUCGGCCACCCGAUUGACAACUUCUGACGAAACGAAAGGCAGAAGGCACGACAGCAACGGGGGCAAUUCUGGCCGCCUUGGUCCUUCCAGAGGAAGGUACAAGACAAAGAUUGGCAGCGAAGUGGUAUCAAUUCACCCCACCUCGACAAUCUUUGGUCGCAAUCCAGCUCCAAAGUCGGUAGUGUACACAGAGCUGCUCAUAACCAAAAAAACGUAUCUUCGGGGAGUGACACAAAUCCGAGAGGAGUGGUUGGCCGAAGUCGCACCGGAUUUCUUCAAAUAAGACCUUCAAACUUGAUUAAAAGAAAAAGCUGUCUCGUGUUUCGAUAGGACUGAUUCUAAGAUGGAAUAAAAUGAUAUUUCGUUUCGCGGCAUUAAUUAGCAUAAUUAUAUGCUAUAAUUUAGGUUUUAACACUAGCUAGGCUGUGGCCUUGUGCUUAGUUGUCUGACUUUGAAAACCAAAUCACUACAGGUUCCAUUCGAAAAAUCCCUUAUGCUUUGACUCGGCUCUGACAACAGCCCAGAUGACCUGGGAGAAUGAUUCAUAGGACUCAAACUUUGGCAAAUACAGUCUCCGUGCGCACGUAUUUGCUCGAGGCAAGCACCCAGGAUCUUGCAUCGGCAAAAACUUGCCACUCGACGACACGAUGGGUAUGAUUUCAAUCAAUCCCGGCGUCACGAUUGGUACACUGGUGACAAAGCUCAAAAAUUGACGACGACGCUUGGGCGAAGCUUCAAGCAAUGCCCUUACAACAUAUUUUAUAGUCGUCGAGGCGGGAUCGAAACGACGGCCCACCGCUUCUGUAUUUCCGCCGAUCGCAGCGACAGCUACCAAUGCUUCUGUUACACCCUUUGUGUCAAGUUUCAAAAGCUUCUUUAUUGCAUCUUCGUCCCAAUCAUCUACGUCGUCGCCCAUUCCACAACCAUCGCGCUGCAAUUCCUCUGAUGUAAACAAGCGGAGAUAAUCACAAGGAAAAAAGUCAUCUACACCUGCCCUAAACGCAGCUGCCUGUUCGAUAACUCCCUCAUGCAACAUGAAAUAUUUCGCUAACGCAACCCAUUCGCGAAUGUUGUAAAUGGUUACAUUUCGGUUGAAUCCAUUGCUACAUAGUGGGUGUGCGGUAAACCCCUGUGUUGGGUCCAAGGGAUCAACAAAGGUCCUAUCCUGAAAAUAUUCGUUGAAUGAACAAUCAUAGCUUUUCCCUAGAGCAACUCGGGCAAACUGUACAUCCGAGGCCAAAUUGCUGUAUUCUCUUUCUCUUUCGAGAUCAUUGAGAGGUGGUUCCAUGCGGUCGAUACGAUCGAGUCUGCAGCAAAUAUACGCCUCAACAGCGUAAACCUCUCCACCAAGAAAUCCCGGUCGAGGAAGAUCAUUACUGGACAAAAUAUAUUCUUCCUGUUUUCCACCGUCUAUACGGCCUCUGAAAGCGUGAUCUGGAUCAAAAUGAGGCAAAGAGGUCUCGCCAGAGUACUGUACUAGCUUCAAAAAAGACGAACUCAAAGGUAGAGGGAAGAUGAAACCAUCUCUCAUCGCUGCAGCGAAUAAUCGGCCCAUGAAUCUAAAAUAUUUCAUGACAUGUGAGAAUUGAGGAUGGACUUCCGAUAUAGGUCGCGGGAAGACACCAAAUAUGCCGGCUGCUGCUGCCCGUGGUGUUGGAACAAUCACUUGCCCAGAAGAAUCGAUAUCAGGAAUCCAGAGCGGUAACUUGAGAGGCCUGCUAGAAUCCUUGAUUGGAAACGAAGUCACGCCAGAAUUCAAGCCUGGGUCUACCGGACACGUUGAGAAUAUCACACCUGCUACGGUAUCACAAGACAUCAACGCUUCUGCAAUAUCCGCAUAGAAUCCCCUGGUUACACCAGCUUCGUCUCCAGAUGCAGCAUCAAAACCAGAUUCUCCGUCGAACCGGACCUCUAACCUUCUUCGUCCAAGAUUAGCAUUACAAGAAUAUUGGUCCAUGAUUGAUAAUGCGUCUGACAGAAGGGAUUCGCGAUGGACAGCAGCUUUAGCUACUUGUAGUGUCAUCUCUUCCCAUCCUUGGGUUUCAAACGAUGCCCUGACCCGCGUAGCAAGUCUCUAAAAA
Molecule: messenger RNA, 4685 nt
Organism: Pseudo-nitzschia multistriata
Lineage: Eukaryota; Bacillariophyta; Bacillariophyceae; Bacillariales; Bacillariaceae
Source: the annotation of a GenBank genome assembly